AUGCUGCCCCUGCUGCUGCUGUCCCUGCUCUGGGGGGGGUCCCUGCAGGAGGAACGAGGGUACUGGCUCCAAGUGCAGGAAUCAGUGACGGUGCAGGCGUGCCUGGGGGUCCACGUGCCCUGCUCUUUCUCCUACCCUUGGAGUUCGUGGUACUCCUAUGGAGAACCCUUCAUCUAUUGGUUCCGGGAAGGGGACGACAUACACCGCAGUGAUCCUGUGGCCACAGACAACCCAGGGAGACGAGUGAAGCCAGAGACCCAGGGCCGAUUCCACCUCCUCGGGGACCCCAGGAAAAAGAGCUGCUCCCUGAACAUCAGACAUGCCAGGAUGAGCGACACAGGAGUCUAUUUCUUCCGAGUGGAGGGAGGUGAUGUGGAAUACAGUUACACAGAUAAGAAGCUGAAUUUGCAGGUGACAGCCCCAACAGAGAAACCUGACAUCCAUUUUCUGGAGGCUCUGGAGUCCGGCCGCCCCACAAAGCUGACCUGCCGCCUGUCACUAGUCUGUGAUGGGGGAAGAGUUUUCUCAUUCUCCUGGGCAGGGGAUGCCCUUGGUGCCAUGGACCCAGAGACCCUCCACUCCUCGGUGCUCACCUUCACCCCGAGGCCCCAGGACCAUGGCACCAACCUCACCUGUCGUGUGAACCUCCCAGGAGAUCAAGUGACCAUGGAGAGAACCAUCCGGCUCAAUGUCUCCUAUGCUCCGUGGAACCUCAGCAUCAACCUCUCCUUCAGAAAUGUCACAGGCACGACCCUCAAGACUCUGCAAAACAGCUCAUCCCUUCUCAUCUCGGAGAGCCAGGCUCUGCAGCUGCUCUGUGUUGCUGACAGCAACCCCCCUGCACAGCUGAGCUGGUUCGGGGCUUCCCCAGCCCUGAACGCCACCCGCAUCUCCAGCACCAAGAUCCUGGAGCUGCCAGGCUUUGGCGCUGCAGAAAGAGAAUUCACCUGCCGAGCUCAGAACACUCUGGGCUCCCAGCAAGUUUCUGUCAACCUCGCUGUGCAGAAUGACCCCUCUUGCUGCAGCUGUGUGACUGAGGCUCAGCAGGGCUCCUGGCCCCUGGUCAUCACCCUGAUCAGAGGGACCCUCAUGGGGGCUGGCUUCCUCCUCCCCUAUGGCCUCAUCUGGAUCUACUACACCAGGUGUGGAGGUCACCAGGCAGCAGGGCUGAGCCUCCCUCCUUCUCAAGACGGGAUUCACGGGUGA
Messenger RNA from Mesoplodon densirostris (Blainville's beaked whale), 1206 nucleotides. Its product is annotated as sialic acid-binding Ig-like lectin 14. Gene Ontology annotation, cellular component: plasma membrane. The coding region runs from base 1 to 1206 and encodes 401 amino acids. Lineage: Eukaryota; Metazoa; Chordata; Mammalia; Artiodactyla; Ziphiidae. The transcript has 9 exons. The record is from RefSeq and is a predicted model, not a curated record. Gene Ontology annotation, biological process: cell adhesion. Gene Ontology annotation, molecular function: sialic acid binding.